CGAACGCGUUUAGACUUGUCCUUCACCGCAUUCCGUCGUGCUCACAGUGUUGCCGUGUUAUUUGCUUAUUUUUGUUCAUGCUACAUUUUCACCAGAAGCGGAUGUAAUAGAUAUUAUUUACGACAAUUGUUUACUUUUUAGGUACCGUCUUUCCCAGCGCCUCUUUAAGGUUCAACCAAAGACAUGGCAGAACAGGCUCCUUCUAUUGCUCUUGAGGCUGUACUUAAAACCAGCAGCGACCUACCUGAGGACUUACCGAAGAUCAGAGGCUACGACUUUAACCAGGGGGUGGAUCUCCAGGCAGUUCUCAAGUCCUACUUAACCACAGGUUUCCAAGCCAGUAGCCUCGGCUUGGCUAUCCAGGAAGUAAACAACAUGAUUGAAAAACGUCUGGAGGUAGUUGAAGCCGAUAAUGAGUCUGGUGACAAACCAUCCCGCCCAGGCUGUACCAUCUUCCUGGGAUAUACGUCAAACCUCAUCAGCUCCGGAGUCAGGGAGAGUAUCCGAUACUUGGUAGAACACAAAAUGGUCGAUGUGGUUGUGACCACAGCAGGCGGCAUAGAGGAAGACUUGAUCAAGUGUCUGGCUAACACGUACCUUGGAGACUUCAGCCUAUCUGGCAAGGAGCUUCGUCUAAGAGGAAUCAACAGGAUUGGGAACCUACUCGUGCCCAAUGAUAACUACUGCAAGUUUGAAGACUGGCUCAUGCCCAUUUUGGACCAGAUGUUGCUGGAGCAGAAUACAGAGGGUACCCGCUGGACUCCUUCCAAAAUGAUCCACCGGCUUGGCAAGGAGAUCAAUAAUACUGACUCUGUCUACUACUGGGCAUACAAGAAUAACAUUCCAGUGUUCAGUCCUGCAUUGACAGAUGGCUCUCUUGGCGACAUGCUUUAUUUCCACUCAUUUAAGAAACCUGGCCUUGUACUUGAUAUCGUGGAAGAUAUACGCAGGUUGAACAGUCAGGCCGUGCAUGCCAAAAAGACUGGAAUGAUCAUCCUGGGAGGCGGGCUGGUCAAGCAUCAUGUAGCCAACGCCAACCUCAUGAGAAAUGGUGCCGAUUACUGUGUUUAUGUGAACACGGGUCAGGAGUUUGACGGCUCCGACGCUGGUGCCAGACCCGACGAGGCUGUGUCCUGGGGCAAGAUCAGAACCGAUGCCAAACCUGUCAAGGUUUAUGCCGAUGCCUCUUUAGUCUUUCCUCUGAUUGUGGCCGAGACAUUCGCUCUCCACGCCGACAAGCUGACAGCAGGCAAGAAAGCCGAAUGAAGGCUGCGAAGCACUUUUUCUCAUUACAGUGGAAAACUUUUUCCGGGGGGGAAGGAUGGGGGGGGGGGGGUGAGCUUCAUGCUGGGUAACUUUUUAAAGCACCGCAGCAUUCCUGUACAAUCAGUGCUGCCAUGUGGAAAUGAGACCGCACGGUCUCUCUUGGGUCUCACUAACAAUAUUUACUUGUUAGGACAAGUUGUAUUACGCUUAUUCAGAUGAAUGGAAUAUCACAGUUGCAUGUUGCAGCAUGCACCAAAGAAACCGUCAGUCGGGUGUGAGCAGACGCCAGGGAAUACCUCUGGGCUCAUGAGGCCAAAAUUGCUUUGAAUUCAUUUUCGAUUUAACUUCACAAUAAACAUUGUGGAUGCUUUUCGAGAUCACGUAAAAGACUAUAUCACGAUGCAAAAUUGCACAGUACGCAAACAAUCAAAGCCCGCAUCCCACCGAGGGAACGUUGGUGAACUUCGACAUAACCCGACGAGAACUCGCAUUUGCUCCCUUCGUUGGCACUUGCAGACGUUCGCUACUCGGUGGGAUCCCGGCUUUAAGAAAUGUUUUGUUUUGAUGAUUGUGCAUGCAAAAACCUUUGAAUGGAAAUAUAUAUAAUGAAAUAAGACAUGCACCUGUCUUAUUUCGACAAUAUAAAUAUCUAUAUAGAUUUCUGCACGGAUGCCUGAUGUCUUCAUAGCCGUUUUUGUUAAUGGGAUGAUACAAAAAUGACUUCAGCACUUCCAAGUGAACAAGGAGGAGUGAGCUAUAGACGAAAUAAAUAAAUAUUACCUUUAGGUGUGGAUCUGAAUUUUAUUUAUUAUUAUUUUUCAUUUUAAUGUGAGUAGAGCAUAUAAAUAUACUUAGUGUGUGUAUGUACUGUUCUAUUCUAUUCCAGGAUAUUAUAUCUUUCAGAAAUACAAAUUUCUCCCCAAACUGUUGAUUUGUAUUUCUUUGCAUCUUUUUCCCAAAUCUGUAAGCGGAUCUCAUUUGAAAUGUUGUGUUUUAAAUAAACAAAAGGGCACGAACAUA
This is a messenger RNA of Hippocampus zosterae (dwarf seahorse), 2286 nucleotides long. It is a transcript of the gene dhps, whose product is annotated as deoxyhypusine synthase. The record is from RefSeq and is a predicted model, not a curated record. The transcript has 10 exons. Gene Ontology annotation, biological process: peptidyl-hypusine biosynthetic process. Gene Ontology annotation, molecular function: deoxyhypusine synthase activity. Bases 184 to 1266 code for a protein of 360 amino acids. Lineage: Eukaryota; Metazoa; Chordata; Actinopteri; Syngnathiformes; Syngnathidae. Gene Ontology annotation, cellular component: cytoplasm.